GGGUCAAAAGCAGUAUCCUCUGGCCUUAAAGCACGGGCAGCCUGAGGGUAAAUGCCAAACUGAGUGAGGUAAAGCUGUGAAGUGAUGAUGCAGACUCAGAGGAUCAUGGAUAGUGAGAGCUGAGCCCUUAGCUGGCUCGGCCUUGGACUUGGCAGCAGAUGGCCUCCCUCUCAGACUCAGGCGUCAGCUGCUAACAUGCAGUUGGACGCUGAGGUUCACAAAGGGGAGCACACAGUCACACUGCUGACAAAGUCCUGACAGCUCGCUCCCGGGCUGUUCGGCACACUGGAGUUUGACAAGCGACCAUUGAGGAGGUACUUCUUCCUGAGUUUGAGCUCACAUUUCAACUCUGAGGACAUGUCUCAUUCCAGGUAGGACACAGAUAUGUUUGUUUUUUUUUCAUGUCAUGCUUACCUUUUAAAAGAGUCAUUAUAUCAGUCAAGAGCUGCAGGAUGUAAUUACUCAUAUUUUAGUGUUUAGUUGUAUUCCUGAAUUGUACAUUCACUUCAACAUGAGGACAUAAGGAUCACUUACCACCAAAAGCUCCUUUAAUUCCAUUUGGGAUCUGCCUGUAUGGCUUAUAGGUCCUCACGGUAAACAAACACACACUGCAGACAGACAGCAGGACUGUGACCAGAGUGUGUAAAUAUGUAUAUCUGUUAACAGAACCAAACUUUAAGCAUCAAUUAAAAAUCAAUAGUGCAUAUUGACUUUAAGAUUGGCUUCAAUUUAUUGCUCCACUUGAAUUUUGAGGUGCGUCAUACUUGUAUUGCCUUGUUUUCCAUAAUUCUGCCCCACAAUUAAAACACUUUACUUUGUGCUGAUUAUUUAGUUCCUUCUGCAAAACGUUUCUUUGUAACAGAGAAUUUUGACACCAUAAAAAUGAAACUUUUAAAUUUAUUCCUUAUUUGGCUGCUUAUUUUUUGGGGGGGAUUUUAGUUUAGGCUGUGCUGUUGGUGAGGUAUUUGUUUUCGUCAUAUUGUUCAGUAAACUGAUUACCCAACCACAUGCUCAGAACAAUGAGCCUGUGUAAGGAUGGCAUAAAGCCACCAGGUCAUUUCCUCAUCUGUAUCCUGCUCCUCAGCAAACACAGCAGGAAAGAGAGACACCAAAUUCAGAGGGGAUCCCCAGUUUCCUUCUCUGGUUCCUGAACAUGGGAAAGAGUAAAAACCCAUCCAACAGGCGUUCAAAUCUAAAAUAAGAAAAAAAUCUUAGGAUAAAAAUGUUGUAUUUCCAAUAUCAAUGCUCAGAUGAGUCAAAAAAGCUGACUGAUCACUGAUAUUAAAAUGAACACCUGAUUUUGUUGUGCCAUAUGGCAAAUGUAAACACCCCUCUCUUUCUGCAGGUGCACAACAGGAAACCAUUCAGCACAUGUUCUUCAUGCAGGAGCUUCCUCCCUCCCUGGAUGUCACAUGCAGGACGCUGUGGUUUCCCACUGUCAAUGAACAAAGCGGAUUUCAACCACAACAAUAGAAGCAAUAAUCCUUCAAGAUGGCAGCUUCCUCAUUCAAUGCUACUGAGGAGCCUGACACUGGAUUAACAGAGGUGGACGCAUGUGCACUUGAGGUUAAUAUCAAGCAUGAAGUCAUCCCGUCCUUUGUCUGCUCCAUUUGCCUGUCACUGGGACUCAUUUAUUGCUUCUUUGGUAUGUAUUCUUGCACUAAUGUAAAAUGUGCAUAGACAUAGAUAACAGAGGUUAAUUAACAUGACCCCAUUUACUGUGACGUCAUACUCAGAGGGAAGCCAAACUGCUGUCAUUCUGCCAUGAUGCAAGUCUUUGUCAGUCUUAUACGGGGGAAAAAUCCAGCCAGUUUCUACUCCAUGUACUAUUUCUCAAAACAUUUGCAGCUAGAACAACACCAGGAAAGAAAAUUAUAUAUCAAAGCCACCUUUCAACAUUAGCUCAAAGGAUGAUAAAAUGCAUACAGCAGGAAGAAAAUGACAAAACAACAAUACCAACACGCACUUAGUCAAAGUUCAAUAUCACAUUUCAACUCAGUAUUCUGCACCAAGUCUUUGUCAGGUCUGAUCACUGUAACAUCUUUUUCACGUCUUGGUUAAGAUAAAAUUUUCCUUUAUAGUCCCUCUAGGAAAAAUAUUCAUGGACUUACAAUGUUUACAGUGUAAUGUGUAAAAGAUAUAAAGUGCGGUCUCUGUCAGAUCUUAGUUGGAUAUACUUCAAGUCUUUCUGUAUCAUUUCUUGGUCAGGUCAGUGUCAGGUCUUUGUCCGGUCUUGAUCAGGUGUUUCUUUGCCUUUGUAAAGCCAAUGUCAGGUCUUUGUCAGGUUUUCAUCGUUGAGUCUUUGUCAGAUCUCUGUCAUAUUUUUAUCAGGUUAGACCCAGGUCUUUGUCAUGUCUUUGUCAGGUCCUUGUCACAUUUUUUGCAAGGUCACUGUCAGUACAAGUCAAAUCAAGAGGCAAAGACCAUUUUGUGCAAAAUUUGGGAUUAGCCUUACUUUAAACUUGAUAUUGACAAUUUUUCCACACGGCGUUACUGCCUUUUGUCUGUUUCAAGAUGAAGUGAAAGUUAGCUUGAGCAGAAAAGUUGUCGGCUCAGAGUGAACUAGAUAUCAAAAAUGCUCUUUUUGAAUGAAAUAAGGAGGCUUGUUUCAGGUUUUGGGUUAGGGUUGUUCGGGUUGUUGAUUGAGCAGGAAUCAGGGGAAUGACCAUGACUUUUAAGCUUUCUUUGACUCUUUUUUUAUUUUAUUAUUAUUUUUUUUUUAUUAAUUAAUUUAUUAUUUUUAUGCAAGACAGACAACAAACAACAGCAUUUGUGGUUUUGUGUGUGUGUGUGUGUGUGUGUGUGUGUGUGUGUGUGUGUGUGUGUGUGUGUGUGUGUGUGUGUGUGUGUGUGUGUGUGUGUGUGUGUGUGUAUUAUAUAUUUGAAUAAUAAUGAUAAAAAUAUUACAAUUGUCAGACAAGCAUAUAAUGGAAUGUUAUAAUGGAAAUUAUAAUAGAAGAAUAAUAUCAAUAAUAUUAAUAAUUAUAAGAAGAAGAAGAAGAACAACAACAACAAUCAAUAUUAUAAAAAAUGAUAGUAAUAAUAAUUAUAUGGGUGGAAGGGAGGUCUUAAAAUUUGGACUACCUUGGGUCCCUGCCCACUCGCAUGAGACCAGCCUGCAAAUGACAAUGACAAUAAUAUUCAUCAUAAUAGUUGUAGUAAUACUGAUGUUGUAAAAAAUAAAAAAUAAAAAUAAAAAUAAAUAAACAAUAAUAAUAAUAAUAAUAAUAAUAAAUAAUUUAAAAAUUAAAGAAAAGAAAAUUGGGAAUGAAAGUGUCAGAGAACUGAGAUGGAUGAUGUUGUGACUGGUUUGUGGCAGAUAACGAUUGUAGAAAAGUGAUGAAUGAUGAUUUCUUUGACUCUUGAAGCACAGCUCUACCAUGUUGUCCUUUAAGCUUUCCAGAUUGUGCGUAAUGUCAUGUGGAAAAUGGCUCUGCUGAUAUGGUGCAUUAAAGGGUACUUAAAGCCACUAUUUCAACAUGUGCCUGCUGUCAGGGUUUUCACAGUCAAGUUUAAUUGGCUCACCUGACACUUAAAAGCAGCAGUAGCAGGUGUCUGGACACUGCCAGGGGUUUAGUGUGGAUAAGCUGGAGGAGGCAUAUGGGUACUCUCUUCAAGUCAACACAGACAGCGUUACAAGGCUGCACCUGUUGCACUGUCUGACAUCUCACUGGUUUCACUUUGUUAAAUCUGACAAAAGCUCAUGAGGAUUCAGACACUCAUGGGAUGUUUUUAUCAACAAGCAGCACUCAUAUGAGUUUGUUCUUUUAUAUGCUGUCAGGGAGAAAAUACAGUACAAGACAACACAUAGUCUGAUAUCUGCCACUGUUGUCCGAGACAAAAUGUGUGAACACAAAUCCAACAAACACACAGUGAGCGUGCUUGUGAAUGGUCUGUACUUUGCUCCCUAGUCCAUGUGACAUUAUGCAAACAAACAAGCUGCCAAAGUCUGUGUUCCCACCAACUCUCACAGUGUUAGCAUUGGCUGAAAUGGCUUUUUUAAAGUUUAAAUAGUCAAUCAUUGGAAGAAAACCAGCAGUUGUUGUGGUGGGGGUGGAGAAAGUUUAGAUUUUCAUGAAGAAAGCGGCUAUUGUGAACAAAAAAAGUGAUGAGACAGUGGCUGUGGAUGUAACUCAGAUUAAAAUAAUGAGAAAUGUGAUGCUGGACAUGAAAACCAGAACAAACUCACAAACUAGUUUGAAUUGCUUAUUUAAACUUUGCGGUGUAGUGGCUAGGGCUGCUGCUUCUUAUUCAAAGGAAAGAUUUUUUAAAUUAAUUUUGUCCCUUUUAUUAAAGUUUGCCUAACACAGAAGUAGAUGUUUCUCUAUUUAACUGUGAUUCUGUUUCUUUUCCAGGAUACCGCUGCUUCAAAAUGGUCAUGUUCUUCUCGGGCUUCUUGUUCAGCUCUGCAGCCAUCCUCUUGUUUUACCACAAAGAGCCCGUGCUGGAUGCAAAACUGGGGAUAGAGACGAAGGCGGGAAUCGGGCUGGGUGUGGGUGUGCUCUUCGGCCUGGGAACUCUGUUAGUGUCCACUCUGGGACUCAUCUUCAGCGGUCUGCAGCUGGGCAGCCUGCUCGCCCUUCCCUUCCUGGUGGUUAUUGGACAGUUUCACAGCCUUUCUCCAGUAUGGGUGCCUCUUAGUGCUUUGCUGGCAGCCGGUAUCGUCACUGCCGUCCUCACACUUCAGUGGCAAAAACUCUUCACCAUCAUUUACACAUCUGUGUUGGGGGCCACCGCUGUGAUGCUGUGUGUGGAUUACAUGAUGGGGACAUUCAUGCUGCCUGAUCAGGUGUAUGAUCUACUCUGUCAGGCUGCCCCGCGUCAACUCUGCUGGUUUGACUGGGUGAUCGCUGGGAUAUGGCCCACCAUGAGUCUGAUAGGAGUGUUUGUGCAAUGGAGGUUCACUGCCAGAGGAGUGUCACACAGAGAUGGUGGGUUUGAUUUAGGCUGUUGAUACUGAUGCGUCCAAACUCAGACCCUCAGAGCUCAAACUCUUAUUUGUCCUUCGCUUCACAGCUGCAGACAAAAAGAAGAAGAAACAUGCAAAGAGGUACAGAUACAAAGAGACAAGAGGAAGACCUCGAUCAUACCGUCGACGCAGACCUCCUAUGUUGAAUCGCUAUGCUGGAGACGUCCUAGCACCGGUGAGUGACUGAAUUCAACUCUUUAAAUGACAUAAAAUGAAUUAAAGAGCAAAGAUUUAUUUUAUUUCUUCUUAACCUUAACCCUAAGAGUUUAAAUGGGGCAGUUCACUAACACCAGUCAUCUCCUCUCUCCCGUCCAGAGUUAUCUGCAGAGUCUCCAGGAGCGCCAGUUGGGAACCGGCUCCUCCGGCAGCAGCGUCAGCACCAUCACACACACACUCAUUGACUUUGACUAUGAGACGGGCUCCAUGGUUCCUCUGACGUCUUCUUCUCCUGUCUUUAACUUCUGAAGGAAUACGCAGCAUCAUAAACCUGAUAUACAUUAAUAAUCGAACUUCUAAUGGCACGUCAACUUCUACAAAACGACUUCAGCCAUUUUUCCUGCUGGUUUGAACCCACUUUGACCACUUUAAUAUUCUGUGUGGACACUCUAUAUUUUGAGACACAGAUUAAGUUAUUUUAUACAAUAGAAAAUCCUGUCUAAAUGUACAUAAAAUAAAACUAUUCACAGUCGGGGGUGUUGUCUGAUAAAGGACAUUAAACACUAGUUAACAGAGAAGCUGUCCUGUAUUUGGAGUAUUGGCUUGUCUCUCUAAGUGUCAUAAAUCAGUAAACUGACUCAGAAAUACACAACUAUAACAAUAGUUUUGAUAUACUAACAAAAACUUAAAAGUAGAUUGAAUCAAUCAAAUGUUCAUAUUGUUGUUUGUGAAUCGUUAAGAGAGAGAAUAUGUCUGUGUUUGUCAUCUUUCAACAGGUUGAGUCUAAACUGGAUUUAGAUUGAAUUAAAAAAGCAUUUUCUAUUUUGUA
Xyrichtys novacula (pearly razorfish) is the source of this 5954-nucleotide messenger RNA. The record is from the annotation of a GenBank genome assembly. Lineage: Eukaryota; Metazoa; Chordata; Actinopteri; Labriformes; Labridae.